CAAGGUUUAUAAAGAAUGUUAAAUUUUAUCUUUGCUUUCAAUCUAAUGUUCAUCAUUAAGCAUAAUAACAGGUUACAGUCAAAUCUAAGAUGUUAAUUUGAACAGGCAUUGAUUCUGUCGUGAUGAACACACUACAACUUGAGCACAAUGGCGGGGCAAAGGAGUAUCCUGAGUGCUGAAGCCCUGAGCAGGUGUGCAGACUUGGGCAGGAGGAUCUCUCAACAACACAGGAAGAGGCGGUAUCCAUGGCAACCAGGCUUGGAAUUUGAUUGGCUACCGUCUGUGUUGGAGGAAAAGUUGAAAGAUGGAAGCAGUUGCAUGGGUUCACACCAGAGUUUGGCAUUUGAACACUCCAAGGAGCAAGAUUCAUCAAAGAAGGCAGCUCUACAAACUUCACAAAACUCCAAAGAUAAAAUGCCAAGAGAAGUUGAACUUGACAAGUUAAGUCAAGAAGCAGACAAUGAAGUGCCAAAUUUUAGGAUAGAUGACAAAGUUUUUGAUGGAAAUGGAGAAAAGAGUAUUGAACCAGACAUUCAAAAGGGCGACCAUUUUGAUGGGAAGACCACAGAAGGAGAAAGUACAUCACCAAAUUUUGCUGCAGUACCACCUCCACCAGACAUACAAGUUCAAGAUGACGUUGAGUUGGUUGGAGAGUCAUCUUCCAAGGAACCACAUACAUGUAACAAGGAGUUGAUUUCUAAGGAGAUAAGUGAUGUCUUAACCGAGUUGCACCAAAGAUGGACUCAAGGAGAACAGGUUGAGUUUGGACCAGAGUACCAGUUCUUUACAAGCUGUUCACCACGGCAGAUGGAGAGUGCCUGUUGUGAGCUUCUUAAACUUGGGCUGUCUGAAGUUGCCAUGUGCGGCGCCUGUCAUUUCAUGGCACAAGUGACACCACCUCCCAGCCAUACCAACUGCUGUGUUUUUAUCAGGCAGUGUCUUCUACCUCAGCUUCCUGACACAGAGAAUGAGUCUGCAUCAAGGAUGUUGUCGGCAGCUAUGGUGGAGUUUGCAAGGAAGUACCCACGACCGUUUGUUGAGACUGCUGUGAUGCCCCUGCUGACCAGGAUGGGAGAGGGCAGCUGGCUGUGGGACGUCCUGAAAAGGCUGGUUACUGAACCAGACACACAACAACAGGAUCUUGUAUCCAUUCUCCAAGUGCUGUAUGGAGCUGAGACUUGGUCUGAGUCCACAGUAGCCUUACUGCAGACAGUUGUUAACCAGAAGCCUCCACUGGACACCACUUCACUGUCUGAUCUCACCACAGCGACUCAGGGGCAGGCAGAGAAGUUGAACUCUAAUCUGAAGUUCACAAAGCUGGUACUGGCUAUAAUUAAGACAUAUGGGAAGGAUAUGUCUCAAGAUGAUGUACGGAGGUUGACUAUGGUCCUGGACUGUAACCAAACUUUCCUGAAGAGAGCAGCUUCUGCAGCUCUCAAAAGAGUUACAAAAUAAAGAAUGGACCCAGGGUGA
Messenger RNA from Branchiostoma floridae (Florida lancelet), 1473 nucleotides. RefSeq lists its product as uncharacterized. The coding region runs from base 148 to 1455 and encodes 435 amino acids. Gene Ontology annotation, biological process: interstrand cross-link repair. The record is from RefSeq and is a predicted model, not a curated record. Lineage: Eukaryota; Metazoa; Chordata; Leptocardii; Amphioxiformes; Branchiostomatidae. The transcript is spliced from 6 exons. Gene Ontology annotation, cellular component: Fanconi anaemia nuclear complex.